AGAGCACUUGGUAUUAGUUCCUGGUUCACUCAAUCUAAACACAUCUAUCCUCUUCUCCAGGCAUUACUUUACGUCUUGCCACUCAAACACCCACCCAAUCACUCGACUCUCCGUUCCAUUUACUCUUUACACAGUUUGAGCUAUCUGCUAAAUCCGACAUGGCUCCCGGUCUUAUUGAGCAAGCUUCUCACACCCUAUCAACGGGGAAAUCUUACCCCAAGUCUAAGAAUGCUCCUGUCAAAUAUAUGCCUGGUCGCACCAUCGUCGAGUCACAUAAUGAGACAUACGAAUUUGAGUACCUCCAGCCUCGCUUCCCGGAUGUCCACUGGCCUGCUCUGACAGAGAUACCCUACUAUGACAAGGGCCUUGACGGUGAUCCAGAAUUUAAAAAUCUUCUAAGCUCAGCGACGGAUGUCUUUGACUACAACCCAAAAAUCGGCACGGAAAUCCACGGUCUUGACCUUGCCAACCUCACCGAUGCUCAGAAGAAUGACCUUGCCCGCUUGAUUGCGACACGUGGGGUUGUAUUCUUCCGUGAUCAGAAGAACUUCGACAUCAACGCCCAGCGUGAGCUUGGGAGAUACUUCGGAACCCUUCAUAAACAUGCGACUACCUCUACACCUAAGCAAGAAGGUCUUGAGGAUGUACAUGUUGUAUUCGCUGGCGAGAACUCCCCUGACCUUCGAGCUCUGUUCACACCCAGCUUCCUGUGGCACUCGGAUGUGACGUAUGAGAUUCAGCCGCCAUCGUACACUUCGCUCAAGGUCCUCACUGGCCCACCACAAGGCGGAGGAGGCGAUACUCUCUGGUCUUCUCAAUAUGCCGCUUACGACCAACUCUCCCAACCAAUGCAGAAGUAUCUUGAGGGCCUCAGUGCGCUUCAUUCUGCUGAGAUGCAAGCCGAGGGCUCUCGUAAGCUUGGUCGCACUGUUCGACGCGAGCCAGUUGUGACUGAGCAUCCUCUGGUCCGCACGAAUCCCGUCACCGGAUGGAAGUCGCUUUUCUUCAACCCAGGUUUCGUGACGAAGAUUGUCGGGGUGCCGAAGACUGAGAGUGAUCACAUCAUCUCGUACCUUAACGAAGUUGUUUCCACAUCUCCAGAGCUGCAUGUGAGGUUUCAAUGGAACAAAGGUGACGUUGCGUUUUGGGACAACCGUGUCAGCAAUCACUCGGCUUCUUACGGGUUUGCACCACAUCGCCGACAUGCUGUUCGUGUAUGCUGUCAAGCGGAACGUCCCUACCUAGAUCCGAACAGCAAGUCUCAGGAGGAGGAUCUCCAUGAGCGCUAUGGGAUUCCCAAGGCGAAUAAGGACGGCUCGGGCAUCGUAAACUACAACGACUAGACUAGCCUUCAGUCUCAUGGCUUAUCACUCAAAUCUUGCUGUCUUUGGAAGCUAGUAUCCCCCGAAAGGGCCCAUAGAGGUAUCUUAUCGGCCUGUUAUCUUGAGUUCUAGCGAAUGUUUUCAACCUCACACAAGUGAAGGUGAAUACCCCUUACCUUCAAUGUAUCUCACACUACGGCAUGUGGGUGAUAUGGGAGGCACUUACAAGCUUUAGAAAUGAUCAAAGUCCAACAAGAUGGUUGAUGC
Lindgomyces ingoldianus is the source of this 1589-nucleotide messenger RNA. RefSeq names its product alpha-ketoglutarate-dependent taurine dioxygenase. Gene Ontology annotation, cellular component: cytoplasm. The record is from RefSeq and is a predicted model, not a curated record. Lineage: Eukaryota; Fungi; Ascomycota; Dothideomycetes; Pleosporales; Lindgomycetaceae. Gene Ontology annotation, molecular function: 2-oxoglutarate-dependent dioxygenase activity. The coding region runs from base 159 to 1343 and encodes 394 amino acids. The transcript is spliced from 4 exons.